AUGCCUUCUCACUGGGUCUGGAGAAACUGGCUUCAACAAGUACGGCUCUGUCAAGUCGAUUGUGUGUCCAGAGGUGGAAGAGGAGCCCAUGCUGGAAGUGCUCAAAGAGUGGGUUUGUCUCAAGACCUGGCGAAGGAGUUCUACAAGAGCUUCGGCGGAAACAUCUUUCUAUGCCACCAAGCCAUUGACAAACUUCGGCAGCAGUUUAGGAUGGGUGAGGAAAACCUCUUCCACCCCUUCAACGUCCGAGGCGGCAAUGCCUGGCUAGGUGGCCUCGUGGGCGACCCGCUCACUCGGAAGCACAUGGUGAACUUGGCUGAGAAAGGAUGGUCAGCAAUAGAGGAUGGCACUGCAACAGAGGAGACGGAGAGCCAGAGAGGCGCCCGAGUCAUCGCCAAGAGGAACUUCGGCGCCAUCAUCGAGAGAGAAGCGCCUACUUUCUUGGACCCAGCCUUGAAGGCAGCGAUGUUCAGAGACCGGCGGGUUCUCCUUUCGCCGACCACCUACGCUCGGAAGUGCAUCCAAAGGGUGGUGGAGACUAUGAAGUCAAGCGCCUUGGACGUUUUCAAAGCCAACAGUGAAGCUUUUUGA
Messenger RNA from Effrenium voratum, 591 nucleotides. Lineage: Eukaryota; Dinophyceae; Suessiales; Symbiodiniaceae. The record is from the annotation of a GenBank genome assembly.